Messenger RNA from Suillus plorans, 1051 nucleotides. RefSeq lists its product as uncharacterized. The transcript is spliced from 4 exons. The record is from RefSeq and is a predicted model, not a curated record. NCBI's taxonomy places the organism in Eukaryota, Fungi, Basidiomycota, Agaricomycetes, Boletales, Suillaceae. Bases 56 to 775 code for a protein of 239 amino acids.
GUCACGUGGUGUGGCUGCCUCCUCGAUACGCUAUUACUCCUGAUCUCAACGUUAGAUGUACAAACUCAACUGCACUGUCUUGGGCGAUGAUCCUCGCCUUGUAUUUGAGAUCAAGACUGCACCGACAGAGAGUGUCAGCGCCCUCCGAAAGGUUAUCAAGGACGUGAUGAAACCACAAUUUGAACAUGUUGCCGCUGACGGUCUGACGCUAUGGCAGGUCGACUUGCCUGUAAACAAGACGAUCGAGCAAAACCUUACCAGUUUUACACUUGACACAAAGAAAUGCCUAUUACCUGUGGCUGAAAUGCUCGACAAUGCUCAGCGUAAGCAUGUGCAUGUGCAUAUCAUCAUCCGGCCCACACCUACCGUGUCUUCUGGACCGCUCCACCUCAAACUCAACUACAUUCUCUCAGGUGAUAAUCUUCGCCGUGUAUUUGAAAUCAAGAUUGCACCGACAGAGAGUGUCAGCGCCCUCCAAAAGCUUAUCAAGGACGCGCAGAAGCCACAAUUUGACUGUGUUGCUGCUGACGCUUUCGAGCUAUGGCAGGUCAAGGUUAAUUUGAACGACCUACACUUACUCGACGCAAUCAAAGACCAAGGUGUGGAGUUGAAGCCGUUAACCAAAUUGUUCGAAGUGUUCACGGAUGGAGUAGAGCGCGGAUGUGUUCAUGUCGUCGUACUACAUCCUACUGUUGGAGAAAACCCUAUCGUUGCACAACGAAUCGCUUAUCUCAGGAGGGACACACGUCUCCAAAAUUACCCAACCUACAUCUAACUAUAUACAAGCGCAUACCGCUCGGCGGCUCGUCUUGGACAACUGCGUAGUAUAGUUCGUUUAUAAUAACAACUAAUGUGUAUUUUAUUUGAAGACAUGUUUGCGCAUAUAGAGAUGCGCCAUUCGCUCGCUCGAUCAUCAUUUCUUGUCUCAUUCACUGGAUGCUCUCGCUUGAACGGUUGUUGCUAUAUGCUCCCGCUUGCUUGUACGCUCUCGCUCAUUUACUUGGUACUCUCGGUUAGCUCACUGCCAUAUCUCUUACUGCCGUCUUUGUGG